GGCCACUUGGCCGCAGGGCUGGCUGCUGUCACACGCGCCCCGCGCCCAGCUCAGCGGUUCUGCCUUCUCCAGGCUCCCCGGCUCACCCCAACGCGCGGCUCACAUUUGUGCUCCGGAGCAGCGGGCACUGAGCAAGCUCCUCUACCUCCCCCCCACACACCCAAUCAGCCAUGGGCCCCCAGGCCACCUGCCCUGGCUGGGGCUACCUGUCUGGCCUCCAGGUGAGGACCUGGAUCGAGCCCGUGGUGGCCUCCACGCAGGUGGCCAGCUCCCUCUACGACGCAGGGCUGCUGCUGGUGCUGAAGGAGUCCUUAGGGGCCAGAGUCACCAACCACAGCGCCAGCCCGUCGCCCCGGGGGGCUCUGGAGGACCAGCAGCAGAAAGCCAUCUCCAACUUCUACAUCAUCUACAACGUGGUGACGGGCCUGACGCCCCUGCUGCCCGCCUACCUCCUGGGCUGGCUCAGCGACCGCUUCCACCGCAAGAUCUCCAUCUGCGUGGCCCUGCUGGGCAUCCUGCUGUGCCGCCUGGCGCUGCUGUUCAAGGUGCUGUGGGACUGGCCCGUGGAGGUGAUGUACGGGGCCGUGGCACUGAACGGACUCUGCGGAGGCCUCUCCGCCUACUGGGCCGGAGUCAUAUCCCUGGGCUCCCUUGGCUCCUCGGAGGGCCGCCGCUCGGUCCGCCUCAUCUUCAUCGACCUGAUCCUGGGCCUGGGGGGGUUCUGUGGGAGCAUGGCCUCCGGGCAUCUCUUCCAGCAGAUGUCUGAGAAGGCCUGGCAGGGCCUCGUGCUGACGGCCUGCAGCGUGAGCUGCGCCUCUUUCGCCCUCUUCUACAGCCUCUUGGUCCUGAAGGUCCCCAAGUCGGUGGCCAAGCCCCGAAAUGCACUCCCCGCGGUGGACACAGUGUCUGGCACGAUUGGCACAUAUCGCACCCUGGAUCCCGAUCAGCCAGACGCAUCCAGCAUGGCGGGGCAUCCUCUGUCUCCUGGGAAAGCGAAGCCCCCCAAAUCCAUGAUUGUCCUGCUCUUCCUGGGCGCCAUCAUGUACGACCUGGCCGUGGUGGGCACGGUGGACGUGAUGCCCCUGUUUGUGCUGAGGGCGCCUCUCAGUUGGAACCAGGUGCAGGUGGGCUACGGGAUGGCCGCGGGGUACAUCAUCUUCAUCACCAGCUUCCUGGGCGUCCUGGUCUUCUCCCGCUGCUUCCGGGACACCACCAUGAUCAUGAUCGGGAUGGUCUCCUUUGGAUCGGGAGCUCUCCUGCUGAGUUUUGUGAAAGAGACGUACAUGUUCUACAUUGCUCGAGGCAUCAUGCUGUUUGCUCUCAUCCCCAUCACAACCAUUCGGUCAGCAAUGUCCAAACUCAUCAAGGACUCCUCGUAUGGAAAGGUGUUCGUCAUGCUGCAACUGUUCCUGACUCUGACCUGGGUGGUGACAUCCACGAUGUAUAAUAAGAUCUAUCAGGUCACCAUGGAAAAGUUUGUUGGCACCUGCUUUGCUCUCUCCUCCUUUCUCUCCUUCCUGGCCAUCGUUCCAAUUGGCAUCGUGGCCUAUAAACAAGCCUCAUGGUUGAAACAUGCAGACAUCACAGAGACAAAAAGGUGCUGAUUCACAGGAGCUGCAAACACCAGCAAUGGCCAGAUCCCUCUGAAGACAAAGAGAGGGACCAGGAACUGGUGACCUACUGCUGAGAAACCCGAGUUCCAGCCAGUCAGCCUCGGAUGACCUGCUCUGGCUCAGGGGUCCCUGGUGGGUGGGAAAUGCACUUUCCUGGUGAUAGAAGACCUGUCUCAGUUUUCAGACACCCCUGACAGGCAGAGGUUAGGUUCUGUGGGCAGUAGAAUAUGAACUUCAAUGUUAAAUGCAAACUGCACACAGAGCCAUACCAGACUCUGCAAGGAGCUUCAGGCAGCAGCCUCUUUUCUUCCAGAAAUUGUCUUCUGGGCUCCAAGGUAUAGCUUAUUAGUCACCUGGGUGCAGUGCUAGGAGUCCUAUGUGAGAAUUCAAACCAAACCGCUUCCAGCAACUCCUCAAACCAAAGCGUGCAUUUUCAACAGCCUGAGGGGAUUGUCGAAGGGAUGCUUUGUAAGAACUGCCAAUAGUGAACACCAGUCAAUAUUUUUUAAAUGAAAAUAAAACCUUGGAUAAAA
Molecule: messenger RNA, 2146 nt
Organism: Pipistrellus kuhlii (Kuhl's pipistrelle)
Lineage: Eukaryota; Metazoa; Chordata; Mammalia; Chiroptera; Vespertilionidae
Gene: SLC46A2
Product: solute carrier family 46 member 2
Exons: 4
Coding region: 171-1604 (477 amino acids)
Biological process (GO): transmembrane transport
Cellular component (GO): membrane
Molecular function (GO): transmembrane transporter activity
Source: RefSeq, a predicted model, not a curated record